Messenger RNA from Perca fluviatilis (European perch), 2384 nucleotides. RefSeq names its product ras and EF-hand domain-containing protein (gene rasef2). The record is from RefSeq and is a predicted model, not a curated record. NCBI's taxonomy places the organism in Eukaryota, Metazoa, Chordata, Actinopteri, Perciformes, Percidae. Gene Ontology annotation, molecular function: GTPase activity; GTP binding; calcium ion binding. The transcript has 16 exons.
CACAGGGAUGACAUCUAACUCAGGAUGAAGACCAAUAAUUAUAAAUUUAGGUAGUGCCUGAUAGAAUCCAGGUAGAAAGUGGCACGUUGGGUCGUAACAGGGUCCAUUGAUUCGGAUGAUACCCGCCUACACUGAGAUGUGGACCAAUGAGUGGCUCUUAAAAGUACCUCUGUGAGACCUUUAUUGAAACUUUUAUUUUGUCUGGCACGCCACGCAGCCUAUUUGUCAGCCUAUCAGUUCGUGAGAAAAGCCGGCUUGAAUUUUAACUGAACAUUUUAUUUGUGUUUUUUUAUUAAUUCAAAUAUGGACAGACCCAGCCUUCGGAGGUUGUUUUCUGCUUGUGAUGUUAACAAGUCCGGUAAAAUAGAGUACGAGGACUUCACCGUUGUAUGCAGGGAGCUCAACGUCUCCGAAACUGAGAUCAAAACUCUGUUCAACAAGUUCGACGCAGACGAAGGCGGAUACAUCGACUACAGCAUGUUUUCGUCCAGGUUUCAGGAGGUUUCGGAGACUUUGGACUUGGCGUCUUUUGGUGCUGGUUCGUCCCAAACCCAAGGCUGUCCGUGGGAAGAGUUUGUAGGCAGGAUAGAUGCGGAGUCGCUCCUCUCUGAAAGUCUCAGGGAGCAGCUGGCUGAUCUUUACCAGGCCAUGAACUCCUCUGCAAACACAACUCUGCUGCAGCAGUAUGAGGAAAUCAUCCACUCUCUGAUCAGUCAAAGCCUGGACAACCGACUAGAGUGUGAACAACUGGAGACCAGUUUAAAGAGAGCUGAGGAGAUGAACAACAGUCAGCUGGCAGAACUGGAGGACGACAUACAGCAGCAGCUUGCCAGAACAGAGGAGAGGGUGAGAGACGAGGAGCGCAAGAAAAUGGAAGGCGUUAUAGCGACCAUGCAGAGGAAGCACGAUAACAAGGUCGCAGACCUGCAUGCAACUGUGGACAGACUGUUAAAGAGCCAAGAGGACUCUGAAUUAAACAAUUCAAAAGAGGAGGUGGUCAGACUGAACAGACAGAUCAGUGCUUUCUCACAGGAAAAUGAGGACCUGCGAGCCUCUCUGCUGCUAGCCCAGACAAACAUUGCCAUCCUGCACUCCGAGCUGGACAAGCUGAAGAACAUGUACGCAGACCAGAAAGCUCAACAUGAAAGAGAAACUGAUGAAUUGAAGAGGAUGGUUAUGGAAUACCAAUCUUAUUCCAAUCAGAUUCAGAUUCUCCAGUAAGUCUGUCUUUCACAUGAUAAAGCUGUCUAUUCAAGUGUAAAAAAACAGUUUUCUCACUGAUAUUCCAAAUCUGCUCAACAGCUGUCUCCCCAAAAUGAAAUCCCAGCCCGAAGGAUGAAGCCCCUCCGACAGAGCACACUCAACCACAGCAGCUCUGAGCCGGAUCCCAGCAAAACAACCUUCCCUCAUGUGGCCAGCUGGGCUGAUAGGUACCUGGACAGUGGAGUGUCGCUGCCGAUGGACACAGCGGAGAGCUCAGCCAGUGAUUACGACAGCGACGACAGCAGGGGCUCGGUGGAAACUGUGCACCACAGUUACUCGUAUGUCCCGUCUGAUGUGGAGGUAUCAGAAAUGAAAUCUGAAGCUACAGUGUCGAUGGCUCCUAGCAAGGCAAGCUCUAUUGCAUCAUCCCUACGAAGACGUUUGUCUGCAUUUUCCUCAAAGCCUUUAGAAGCAGACAUCGAAGAAACUGAGGAACCUGCUCCGAUGUACCGUCUGGUUUUAGCUGGAGACGCAGGAGCUGGAAAGUCUAGCUUCCUGCUGAGACUGACGCUCAACGACUUCAGGGGAGAUAUUCAGACAACGCUGGGAGUUGAUUUCCAAAUGAAGAGGAUGCUUGUAGAUGGAGAGAAGACGAGCCUGCAGAUAUGGGACACAGCCGGACAGGAGAGGUUUCGUAGUAUUGCUAGGUCUUAUUUCCGCAAAGCUCACGGAGUCUUGCUCCUCUACGAUGUUACUUCAGAAAGCAGCUUCCUUAACGUCCGAGCAUGGGUGGAUCAGAUUCAGGAUUCAACAGACGAGAAAAUCCCCAUGUGUGUUAUUGGAAACAAGGUGGACCUCCGAGAGCAGCUUCCAGAGGGGAGCUGUGUGAGCAGUUUGCACGGAGAGAAGUUGGCCAAGGCAUACGGCGCCUUGUUCUGCGAAACGAGUGCCAAAGAGGGAACCAACGUUGUGGAGACUGUGCUUCAUCUAGCGAGAGAAGUAAAGAAAAAUGUCAAACUGAGGCGGCAGUCGAAUUCUCAGGUCAGACUGAGUCAAUCCAACCCAAAGAAGACUCUCAACGCCUGCUGUGGACUGUAGAUGGUUGAUAUCAGUAGAUACGAUGGAGAAUAUAAUUCUCUUACAUGUUUUUAACCUUAAUUAAUUAAAUAUUUAAAGCUGAA